This is a messenger RNA of Sesamum indicum (sesame), 1212 nucleotides long. Its product is annotated as sphingolipid delta(4)-desaturase DES1-like. The record is from RefSeq and is a predicted model, not a curated record. Gene Ontology annotation, biological process: ceramide biosynthetic process. NCBI's taxonomy places the organism in Eukaryota, Viridiplantae, Streptophyta, Magnoliopsida, Lamiales, Pedaliaceae. Gene Ontology annotation, molecular function: sphingolipid delta-4 desaturase activity. Gene Ontology annotation, cellular component: membrane.
ACAGAUUUUUUCUGGUCAUACACAGAUGAGCCACACGCCUCUCGCAGAAGACAGAUCCUCUCUCAAUACCCUCAAAUCAGACAACUCUUUGGCCCUGACCCCUUUGCUUUCCUCAAGAUCGCCGCAGUUGUAUUGCUUCAGCUAUGGACCGCAACUUUCCUCUACAAUGCAUCUUGGUUGAAUAUAUUAAUAGUGGCUUAUUUUUUCGGCUCUUUUCUGAAUCACAAUCUUUUCUUGGCUAUUCAUGAGCUUAGUCACAACCUAGCCUUCUCAACUCCAGUCAACAACCGAUGGCUAGGAAUAUUUGCUAACCUUCCCAUUGGGGUUCCCAUGUCCGUCACCUUCCAAAAGUAUCAUCUCGAACACCACCGGUUCCAAGGUGUGGACGGAGUUGAUAUGGACGUUCCUAGUCUCACUGAAGCCAAGCUUGUGAGAAAUGUCAUCACGAAAUCAAUAUGGGUCGUACUCCAACUAUUCUUUUAUGCACUCCGGCCCCUCUUUCUAAAGCCAAAACCUCCCGGCCUAUGGGAGUUCAUUAAUUUUAUCAUCCAACUGGCCCUUGAUGCUGCAUUGGUUUAUUUCUGGAGCUGGAAGUCUUUUGGUUAUUUGAUUCUGUCUACCUUUGUUGGAGGGGGGAUGCACCCGAUGGCCGGCCACUUUAUCUCAGAACACUACGUUUUCAGUCCAGAUCAAGAGACCUACUCUUACUACGGUCCUCUGAAUCUGAUGACAUGGAGCGUAGGCUACCACAACGAGCACCACGAUUUCCCAAGAAUACCUGGGAGCAAGCUUCACAAGGUUAAGGAGAUUGCACCCGAAUUUUAUGACCAUUUGGAUUCGUAUAGAUCUUGGAGCCAGGUCAUCUACAUGUAUAUCAUGGACAGAACAAUCGGCCCUUUUAGCCGGAUGAAGAGGAAUAUAUCAACAAAGUCGACAAAUAAAUCUGAAUAGGUGCUCUGCGGUGCAAGUUUAUCUAAUCCCUCUUGCCCUCAUUUUUACUAGUUUACUACGAGUGAUUUCAUUUUUUAUACUCUCAUUUGUUUUUGUCAUUUUAGAUGAUUAGUUUGUAUAUGGUGCCAAUUAAUUUUCAUUGUUUAGACGUGUGGAUCUUAUUUGUUUCUUGUUGAGACAAAUAGAGUCAAAUCGAAUGUUUUUCCCAUAAACAUGGGUCAUUUUUUUGGGGUUAAUUACAAGUACACAGUUACUAGGAAU